AUGGACGAUAUUGCUUUAGAAUAUCGAUAUCAGCGGCCAAAAUGCGUGAAAGGCCUUUCAAGUUUAGAUCUUGAUGGCAUAGUAUCGUUCAUUAAUGAAGGAAAUGCUAAAAAAAUUCUGAUUUUUUCAGGAGCUGGAACUUCUGUCGCAUCUGGAAUUCCAGACUUUAGAUCUCCCAAAAUAGGACUAUAUAGUCAGUUGAAAAAGUACAAUUUACCCCGUCCAGAAUCAAUUUUUACCAGGGAUUAUUUUAAAUAUCAUCCUGAGCCAUUCUUUUCACUCAUAAAAUUCUUUCUUCCAGGUAAAUACAAGCCUUCUCCAGCACAUUUUCUUGCAAAAUUAUUUGAAAAUCAUGGGAUUUUACUUAGACAUUAUUCACAGAACAUUGACGGCCUUGAUAAAGCCGCAGGACUUUCGGAAGAGCAUCUUGUUGAGUGGCAUGGAACACUUUCCAAAGCAACAUGCCGUAAGUGUUCCAAGAAAUACACAUUAGAUGAUAUAAAACCUAAAAUUUUAGCAGAAGCAGUUCCCCGUUGUUCAUGUGGCGGGGUUAUACAGCCAGACGUGAUGCUCUAUGGUGAUUACAAUGAUGACGACUUAUACACUCACCUCGAUAAGGAUGUCGAGCAAGCAGACCUUCUCUUUGUUCUCGGAACAUCUCUGAAAGUUGAACCCUUUCCUUCAAUGAUCGAAAAUGUAUCCUAUUCAAUUCCUAGAGUUUUGAUAAAUGCGGAUCCUGUUUGCACAUAUGAUGAAAAACUAGAUAUAAAGGAUGGACUUGUAACUGAAGUCGGAAAGGAAAAGAAAUUUAAUUUAUUUAAGUUUGGCCACUUCUUUAAUACAAGAGAUAUAUUCAUUCCUGGUGAUAUACAAGAGAAUGUUAUCAAACUAAUAGAAAAACUUGGUUGGAAAAAUGAAUUUGAUGAAAUUUACAACAAAACUUUAAAUAAAUAUCAAGAUUAA
Messenger RNA from Trichomonas vaginalis G3, 963 nucleotides. RefSeq names its product NAD+ binding. Gene Ontology annotation, molecular function: NAD+ binding. The transcript has a single exon. Lineage: Eukaryota; Parabasalia; Trichomonadida; Trichomonadidae. The coding region runs from base 1 to 963 and encodes 320 amino acids. The record is from RefSeq and is a predicted model, not a curated record.